AUGAAUCCUCUCCGACCGCUGCGUCCGCGGCCAGUCCCGGCCGCCGGAUCGCCCAUCAACGACCAGAGUGCCGACGUAAGUCGCCUGGGUGUCCAUCGUGCCCCGAGACAGCGCAAGACGAACAGCGCCUGCGAUCCUUGUCGAAAGCGCAAGACCAAGUGCGAUGGGAAACUGCCCCGAUGCCUCAUGUGCGAGCAUAGGGCCGAGGCUUGCGCUUACACGUACAGCAUUCGGCAUCGUGUCACCGUCACCGAAGGGGAAGACUCUAGGGGCCGUGGCUCGAGCGAGAUGCUCGACUCCCUACGGACGCUUCCUCACGAGCAGGCCCUCGAACUAUUUUCCAAACUUCGCAAUGAACCCAGCAGCCCAUCCCUUCUCGUCUCGGCCUUAUCCGAGAAGAGUUAUCCCCGAAGACUGCUUCCGCCCUCCCAGAAAAGCUUGAGCUUUGAGCUCAACCUGCGGUACCCUAUUGCUUAUCCGACCUUGUUCCCAGUUUCGUACAAGGACCUGCCCCGUGGGGAGAUGCUCAAAUCCAUAUCGACUCCCUGGCUGCUCGGGGAGCAGAUUUUAUCUCCAGGUCAAGACCUUCAACCCAAAUAUCCCUACAUGAUCCCGGACCGAGAAGACGAGGAGUCCGGGCCCGAGGCAGCUUCUCCGGCCCUGGAUGAUGACGACGACCCACCUAGCACCUUGUUCGACGAACGCCUUCGUCUUGUAGACAUUUCCAAGUGGACGCCGGUUGCUAUCCCGAAUGACCUUGCCAUUCAUACGAUAUCACAUUACUUCGAGAACGACUACGCGACUAUUCCCCUGUUCAGCGCCGACCUGUUUAUACAAGACCUCGUCAACGUCCAAUGUUCCUUUUGCUCCCCCUUCCUCAUCACGGCCAUUCUAUGCUGGGCCUGUCAAGCGUUUACACCGCUACACCCCGAUGCCGCUGCCUACAGCGUGGCGUUCUUUACGCAGGCGCAACAGCAUUUCUUAGAACAGCCCCAAGCGAACAGCCUCACGACCAUUGCCGCCCUCCAGAUACUUGGCAUGUGCGCCGCCACUUAUGGAAAAGACGAUAUGAGCCUGCAGCUCCUGCAGGAAAGCGCCAGGCUGUGUAGGCUGAUGGGCCUGUUCGAUGUGACACGCCAGUCCGAGUCUGCCGAGAUGUGGCUGGGCAACCACGAAGACUGGGCGAGGACGGCGUCCUAUACGGCCUGGGGGGUGUACAACUGGGUCUCAGUGUACUCCCUCCAUUACCACAUCUUCGAGAUCACAACGCCGCCGCUGCUUCCCAAGCCUCGAGAUCUGGUCUCCGCCCUCCCUGCGAACAGUUCCACGGCGCUGCACGCAGAGGUGGUUAGCGCAUCGAGCGACAUGUGGGUCACCUUCAACGUCGUGGUGCGAAGUUUAUACAGCGCCCGGGACCAUACUCCAUCACAGGAGGCACCGUUGAAGUUGGCAGAAGAGACCUACCAUCGGCUGCUUCAAUGGACUAGCGGGCUUCCUACCCAGUUGGCUAGGGCAGAGGAGAUGGGUCAUAAUGUCAUGAUGAUGCACAUCUACUUCCACGCCAUUAUAACCGAUCUCUUUCGCCCUUUUCUCGACUCUUCGCUGGGAAGCGAGCGGCUGUCCUCCUUUUCAACAGAACUGGCCACUCCAGAAGCAGUGUACACGGCUUCCGUGGAACAGCUCAAACGUCUCCUCCUCCUCUACCGGCUGCGUUACAGACACGCCAGCUUCUCGGUACUCUGGCAAACGGCCAUCAUAUACGUCGCCAACGCCAUGAUACGCGAGGCCGGCGUGGCGGCGCAGGACCCCGACGCGGCGCCGCCCAGCGAGCAGGAGUGGGGCUUCUACCUGGACCUCUGCCUGGUCGGGCUCGAGGACCUGUACGUAUCCUUUCGGGUGUUCGGCCCCAUCGCCCAGGGUAUCAUGAGCAUGGCGCUGCGGAACGCGGCGAUCCCAGCCGAGAAGGCGGCGCGGGUGCUGAGGCAGCUCGGCAAGAUAGAAAAGCAGCACAACGCGAGCCAGGGCAUGGCCGAUAAGGCAGAGACGCGGUGCAUUGUUGACUUGGACCUGGCCUUGACUGACCCCGAGGCCGCACAAGGACAGAACCUGGUGGAGCAGCUCGCGGAGCUGAUGUUGGACGAGAUGGGGCCGCAUGCUGAGCGAGAGGGAAGCGGCUCGUGA
Colletotrichum graminicola M1.001 is the source of this 2181-nucleotide messenger RNA. RefSeq lists its product as uncharacterized. The transcript has 6 exons. The coding region runs from base 1 to 2181 and encodes 726 amino acids. NCBI's taxonomy places the organism in Eukaryota, Fungi, Ascomycota, Sordariomycetes, Glomerellales, Glomerellaceae. Gene Ontology annotation, molecular function: zinc ion binding; DNA-binding transcription factor activity, RNA polymerase II-specific. The record is from RefSeq and is a predicted model, not a curated record. Gene Ontology annotation, biological process: regulation of DNA-templated transcription.